Messenger RNA from Exophiala aquamarina CBS 119918, 2280 nucleotides. RefSeq names its product alpha-galactosidase. Gene Ontology annotation, biological process: carbohydrate catabolic process. The record is from RefSeq and is a predicted model, not a curated record. The transcript is spliced from 2 exons. Gene Ontology annotation, molecular function: alpha-galactosidase activity. Lineage: Eukaryota; Fungi; Ascomycota; Eurotiomycetes; Chaetothyriales; Herpotrichiellaceae. The coding region runs from base 1 to 2280 and encodes 759 amino acids.
AUGACUUCGCAAACAGCUAUGGGUUCAAUGGCAGUCUCCUCGCCUCUCGGUACAAGCCAGCCUCGAGUUAAAUGUGAGCUUGUGAGGCCUCUCACGGAAAGGGCUUGUGAAAAUUCAACUAACGGCCUCAUAGCCAUUGUUGCCGACGGCAACUCAUUUGCUCUCAAUGGCAAGAACAUGUCUUACCGUUUCCACGUUGACGAAAAGACUGGCGACCUCAUGUCCGACCACUUCGGGGGCUUGGUCACUGAGGAUCCUGCAAUCCCUGGGACCACUCCACCAAACGGUUGGUCGACGACGAGCCAUCUCCGUCGUGAAUUCCCCGAGCUCGGCAAGGGCGACUUUCGCAAUCCUGCCAUCUUCAUCAAACACCACGAGGGUUUUACUGUUAGCCACUUCAAGUAUCAGUCCUACGAGGUGAUCGAUGGCAAGCCAGAGUUUGCUGGCCUCCCUGCCACUUUUGGUCACGCGGACGAGGUCAAAUCCCUAAUUAUCCAUAUGUACGACCCACACUCGCAUGUUGCGGCGGAUCUUAUCUACUCAAUAUUCGUGGAUCAUGAUGCAAUUGUUCGUCGGGUUGUGCUCACCAACAAGAGCAAUAACCCUGUUACAAUUGAUAAAAUGGCUAGCAUGAGUAUUGAUCUCCCAUAUGCAGACUAUGAUAUGAUCGGUCUGCGUGGCGAAUGGUCGCGGGAACGUUCGCAAUUUCGUCGUAAGGUUGACUACGGCAUGCAAAGCUUUGGCAGCAACACUGGGUACUCCUCCCAUUUCUACAACCCUUUCCUUGGUAUCACAUCGCAAACCACGACUGAAUCGCAUGGCGAUGCUUGGGGCUUCUCUCUGGUAUAUUCCGGCUCCUUCCUCGCAGAAGUCGAGAAGAGCCCUCACGGUCUUGUACGCGCCUCCAUAGGCAUGAAUAAGUAUCAGCUCUCCUGGCCUCUGCAGCCAGGCGAGACUCUCGCCUCUCCUGAAUGCGUCGCCGUCUACUCGUGCUCGGGCAUGGGAGGGAUGUCGCGUAAUUUUCACCAGUUGUAUCGCCAUAGUUUGAUCAAGAGCAAGUUCGUUAACGAGACGAGACCAUCCCUUCUGAAUAGCUGGGAAGGUCUUUACUUUGACUUCGAUGAGAAGAAGAUCGAGAAGCUCUCAGUGACAGCAGCUGGUCUUGGUGUAAAACUCUUUGUGCUCGAUGAUGGCUGGUUUGGCGUCAAACAUCCCCGUAUCAACGACAAGGCUGGCCUGGGUGACUGGACUGCCAACCCAGCCAAAUUCCCCUCUGGCCUUAAAUCCGUCGUUGACAAGAUCACCCAGCUCCCUGUGGCAGGGUCCCACGACAAACUGCAGUUCGGCAUCUGGAUUGAGCCAGAGAUGGUGAGCCGCAAUUCGGAAUUAUACGCCAAACAUCCCGACUGGGUGAUGAGCGCCGGCCCCCACGAUCGAAGCGAGACGCGGAACCAACUUGUCCUUAACAUGGGCCUCCCGGAGGUGCAGGUUUCAAUCAUAGCCACUAUCUCGACAUUGCUCGAGGGCUCAAACGUGUCCUAUGUCAAGUGGGACCACAACCGCGCGAUUCACGAGAGCUCAGCACCACAUAAUUACCACAGGUACAUUCUCGGCAUGUACAAAGUCUUCGAUGCCCUCACAACCCGCUUCCCCAACAUUCUCUGGGAAGGCUGCGCAGCGGGUGGUGGGCGCUUUGACCCAGGCGUGUUGCAAUAUUUCCCUCAGAUUUGGGCAUCCGAUAACAUGGAUGGCGUGGACCGCAUCAACAUCCACUUUGGCACAUCGGUCGUUUACCCUCUAUCCUCAAUAAGCGCACACGUUGGAGCUGCUCCCAGUCACACAACCAAACGUACUCAGUCACUCGAAUUUCGGGCCCACGUGGCCAUGAUGGGCGGCUCCUUCGGAUUCGAACUCGACCCUGAUCAGCUAGCCGAGGACGAGAGGGCAAAAAUCCCCAGUCUCAUCGCCCUGGCGGAGAGAAUCAACCCCAUUGUCAUCACCGGCGACCUCUGGCGGUUGAGAUUACCCGAGGGAUCGAACCACCCGGCUGCCAUGGUCGUAUCACCCGAUGGUAGCCGUGCUGUGCUGUUUGCGUUCCAGAUGCUGUCGACCACGAUGCACGAGAUCCCAGUACUGAAGCUGCAGGGACUUGAUGCUGCCGAAUGGUAUAGACUAGAUGGCGAGACGGUGUACUCUGGCGCUACUUUGAUGAAUGGUGGUAUUCAGUUUCCAUUCCAGGGAGACUAUGACUCUCGCAUUGUAUUCCUAGAGAGGCUUUGA